AAUACAAUAUAACUCUGUAAUUAUAAUGCAUAUGUUUAUAUAUGAAACUGUUUAUUACUAUGUACAAAUUAUUUUUCGCAGUAAGUUAAACAGGAAAAAAAUUUAACCAAAAAUAAAAAUUAAAAAAAAAGUUAACCAGAGAUGAGUUUAUACCAUAUUAUAAACCUAUAAAUACUACAUACACAGUCUCCAACGGAAGAGACAGCCACAUCAUAUCAGCAUAUUUCAUUCAUAAGAUUUAGCAUAGUACGUUUAACGCUCACCCCAGGAACAAAGAAUAAGUAAAUCUAUUGCAAACAUGAAGAUAAAAACCAUCAGUAGAUCAUCAGAUCAAUAUGUUCCCGUUAGAAACACUCAAGAAUCAUCAUUACCACGUAAUUUAAAUCCUGCCUUACAUCCCUUUGAAAGAGCCAGAGAAUAUACCAAAGCUUUAACAGCAACCAAGUUGGAAAGAAUGUUUGCUCAACCUUUUGUAGGUCAAUUAGGUGAUGGUCAUCGUGAUGGGGUUUAUUGUAUUGCAAAGAAUUUCAAUACUACUAAUCAAGUUGCUAGUGGUUCAGGAGAUGGGAUAAUAAAAUACUGGAAUAUGACUAGUAGAGAUGAAAGUGUUACAUUCAAAGCCCAUUAUGGUAUGGUUACUGGGUUAGUGGUGACUCCAACUCAAUCAAGAAUGUUAAGUUGUGGAGAUGAUAAAUAUAUUAAAUUAUGGUCUGUGAAUCAUGAAGAAUUCGAUCAUACUUUUGGUGAAGAUGAAGUUUAUAAUAAUAAGAAUAAAGGGUUAGUUAAAACCUUUUUAGGAGAACAUGCAUUUAAAGGCAUUGAUCAUCAUCAUCAAGAUGAUGUGUUUGUUACUGGGGGAUUAUCCAUUCAAUUAUGGGAUAUUAAUAGAUCAAAGCAUAUUAGUGACUUAAGUUGGGGUGCUGAUAAUAUUAAUACUGUUAAAUUCAAUAAGACUGAAACUAAUAUAAUUGCUUCAUCAGGUUCAGAUAAUUCUAUUGUAUUGUAUGAUAUUAGAACCAAUACCGCCAUUCAAAAAGUUGUUACCAGUUUAAGAACCAAUUGUUUAAGUUGGAAUCCAAUGGAAGCAUUUAAUUUCGUUAGUGGUAGUGAUGAUCAUAAUGCUUAUUUAUGGGAUAUGAGAAAUUUAAAUAAAUCGAUUAAUGUAUAUAAAGAUCAUGUGGCUGGUAUAAUGGAUGUUGAUUUCUCUCCUACUGGCGAAGAAUUAGUUACUGGUUCAUAUGAUAAAACCAUUAGAAUCUUCAGAACUAGAGAAGGUCAUUCAAGAGAUAUCUAUCAUACCAAGAGAAUGCAAAGAAUCUUCUGUGUCAAAUAUACUACUGAUGCAAGAUAUAUCUUAAGUGGUUCAGAUGAUACUAAUAUCAGAAUUUGGAGAGCAAAUUCGUCAGAAAGAGCAAGUAUUAAAUCUACAAGACAAAGAAAUAAGAUGGAAUAUGAUAACGCCUUAAAGGAAAGAUUUAAACAUAUGCCUGAAAUUAAAAGAAUAUCUAAACAUAGACAUGUUCCAAAGGUUAUUAAGAAGGCUGAAGAAAUCAAGAGAAUUGAAAUUAAUAGUUUAAAGAAAAGACAAGAAAAUGAUAGAAAACAUAGUAAACAAGGUAGUAAGCCUUACGUACCAGAAAGACAAAAACAUAUUAGAGGUACAGCUAUUAAGGAAGAUAAUUAGAUACUUUUUUUUAUUUUUAAAUAGAUUAAAUUUAAUUUACGGUGAAUUAUAUUUUAGU
Molecule: messenger RNA, 1742 nt
Organism: Scheffersomyces coipomensis
Lineage: Eukaryota; Fungi; Ascomycota; Pichiomycetes; Serinales; Debaryomycetaceae
Gene: SOF1
Product: rRNA-processing protein
Exons: 1
Coding region: 299-1684 (461 amino acids)
Biological process (GO): maturation of SSU-rRNA from tricistronic rRNA transcript (SSU-rRNA, 5.8S rRNA, LSU-rRNA)
Cellular component (GO): small-subunit processome; nucleolus
Molecular function (GO): protein binding
Source: RefSeq, a predicted model, not a curated record